AUGUCUAUCGAAUUCGCCAAGCAAGUUGAGCAGGUGGCUGCUGCUUCCAGCACUCCCACCGCCGCUCCCUCAUCCAGAGGUUCAAGCCCCAUGAGCAUGGGUGGCCCGGCCACAACCGCCAUCGCCAUCGUUGUGGCCGUCUUGCUGCUUGUGGGAAUCUCUCUUAUUGCUUUCCACGAGCACCGGAAGAAGAAGAAGGCCGACGCGGCUCGGAGGAACGCCGGCGAUGUGGAGGGAUGGGAUAACAGGCAGUCGGUGGCGAGCUUUGAUACUAUCGAUGAGAUCAAGGCGCCGCAGCCUGCGGCGAGGAAUAUGCUUCAGGGCAGGCGGUUCUUGUUUCUCUCACGGAAUCGUUGA
Molecule: messenger RNA, 357 nt
Organism: Colletotrichum karsti
Lineage: Eukaryota; Fungi; Ascomycota; Sordariomycetes; Glomerellales; Glomerellaceae
Exons: 2
Coding region: 1-357 (118 amino acids)
Source: RefSeq, a predicted model, not a curated record